Messenger RNA from Pieris macdunnoughi, 288 nucleotides. Lineage: Eukaryota; Metazoa; Arthropoda; Insecta; Lepidoptera; Pieridae. The record is from the annotation of a GenBank genome assembly.
AUGUAUUUAGGAGGAAAAACUUCGGAAUGCACAAAAGUGGAUCGCAAUACACCUGCUUUAUGUGCGUUGUGUUUAGGACCCCACCCAGCAAAUUAUAAAGGCUGUGAGGUUUACAAGGAAAUACUAUCAAGGAAAACCACGCAACACUUACCACGUAAACAUAAGCAAUUUGAGUAUAAACCUCAAAAAGAUAAGGAAGAAACUGAUAAUAAAACCUCUGCGUAUCAGAAUAAAGAGGAAAAUGAACCGCUGCAGGAACAUCAAUGGCUUGGUACCCAACAUCGAUGA